Messenger RNA from Sphaerulina musiva SO2202, 1560 nucleotides. RefSeq lists its product as uncharacterized. NCBI's taxonomy places the organism in Eukaryota, Fungi, Ascomycota, Dothideomycetes, Mycosphaerellales, Mycosphaerellaceae. The record is from RefSeq and is a predicted model, not a curated record. The transcript has 2 exons. The coding region runs from base 813 to 1556 and encodes 247 amino acids.
CCACCCAAACGUAAAGCGCCCGCCGCCGCUUCUGCUUCUACCUCCAAACGGCGAUCCAAACUCGCCAAAGAAAACGACAUUUCCGCCGAAGAAGAAAGUGAAAUCCAAGAAGCCUUUGCACUCUUCUGCAGCAACAGCAACAGCAAAGACUCUUCCCCCGCGACAAUCCGCACCAUCGAUAUCCGCCGCAGUCUCAUCGCGCUCAACGCAGCACCAGGCAACAAAGACGACUUGCAAGAACUCAUCGACAUUGCAGAUCCCGACGCAGAUGGAGUAGUAGAUUACGAGCAUUUCCUACCUGUAGCGGCGUUGCAGGUGAAUCGGGCGAAAAAUGAAAGAGAUGAAGAGCAGCAGAGUGCCGAGGUGGAGAAGGCUUUUGCGUUAUUUACGAGAGGAGAGGAGAGAGAUAUUACGUUGGGGGAUUUGAAGAGGAUUGCGGCGGAAUUGAGAGAGGAUGUUCCGGAGAGUGUGCUGAGGGAUAUGGUGAGGGAGGCUAAAGGCGGUGGGUUGGGAGGUGUGGGUAAGGAGGAGUUUGAGGGCGUGAUGCGGAGGGCAGGAGUGUUAGGAUGAGGGUGGGAGGGCCGUCUUGCCUCGUUGAAGCCGCGCGCCAGUCUUCCGAGCGUGGCUGUGAGUCGGAGGUGGAGGCCUCGUGUGUCGUGUGUGUGGGUGUGGAUGUUUGUCUUUCCUGGCGUCAUAGAGGAUAUACCCGGUGCGUAUUUUGAUCCCCGUACAAAAUUUCCUACCGUCCCGUUUAGCUUCUCCGCUACCAUUCCAAUACCAAUCUAGAUUCGAAUCCUCUUUCGUCGAACGCGAUGGAAUCUCCUCAAUUUCUUUGUCUCAAGAAAUCCCAUCUGGGCAUUAUGGCCUCGAGAGUGCGAGAUCGAUUGGUGAGUGGCAUGAACGCAUACGUUUCUCACAGUCAGCGAAGCCAAGCCAAGCCGACACUCGCAUCCCGUCCGUCAAACAGCGCACAGGAGAAGAAUUCGCUCCUCCGGGGCCGACUACGACCAAUACUCCUUCCCCACCAAAACUCAACGCAACCGACGUCACGAACUGGAGCUCGUGGAAACGUACCGGAAAACAACAGUGAAGUCAAAUACUCUAUUUACCCCGAACCACGUUUUGCACGAAUAACGUGGAAAGAGACCCUGAAGAAUUGUCUUCACGUCCUCACUUUUUUUUCCAUCCACCGCAAAAAACAAUGGACACGCCGCAAAUGGCAGCACGGCUUUCCAUCAGGUGGGUGUAGUCGAGGAAACAGGCAAUCUAACUUACCCAGACUGUCCAUGGGGAAUUUUUACCUUUCACCAUGCGCAAACAUGAUUCCCUUCGCUGUUUGGGUGUCUUCAUCUUGCUUUCUCAUACCAUGGAAAUUUUUACCUCGCGCCAUGCGCAAGCAGGAGUCUUCGCUCAUGGUGUUACCAUAUUUCUCUCAGACCGUGGUUCCAGCUGGUAAGAGACUGGUUCUCGCUCAUACGAAGAUGGGUCUUUGCGCCUGGUGUCCUCAUUUUUCUCUCAUAUCGUGGUACGGCCACUCACGGUAUUCGUAUCGCUGACCAU